GAGUAGGCUACACUUCAUAGUUUUGCAGAACUACUUUUUGUCAAUCCAAACGGCUGGUUGGGAGAGGCGAACGCAUCCGAGCGGACGUCCACCUCACUUUUCUCCGGGUGUUGUCCGGCUCCCCGGCACACACUCGCACUCACGGCUGCUUCCAUCUAUCCAUGCUGUUCACUUCAUUGUACUGACUGUGUUCAUCAAUUAGGCAAGAAUUAAGCCGUUUUAGGUUCAGUAGUUAUCUUUUAGCACUUCCGAGGGGAUUAUAAACGGCGACCAGAGGCGCAGAUAAGUUUUGAGUGCGGGAAAGCGGAGAGAAACGAAACACAGAUAUGCCCUCAGUGAUGGAGCGCUCGGGGGCCGGGGUCCUGUCCAGGAGCAGAGCCAAGACUGUAACCAAUGGCAACAGCCAACCACACUCUGAGGAGGAGAGCAGUGAUGAAGAGCAUGCUCAUGACAGUAUGAUCAGAGUGGGAGGAGAUUACCAGGCUCAGAUCCCAGAGUUCAAACCAGACAGUCCAACCCGCUACAAUGAAAAGGACCAGAGGAGCAUGUUGGUGUGGUGUCCCAACAGUCAGCUGUCUGAUGCAAUGUUGGAUGAGUACAUCCUGAUGGCUAAAGAGAAACAUGGGUACAACAUGGAGCAGGCCCUGGGCAUGUUGUUGUGGCACAAACACGACGUGGAACGCUCACUGGCCGACCUCGCCAACUUCACCCCCUUCCCAGACGAGUGGACGGUCGAGGAUAAAGUGCUGUUUGAACAGGCCUUCAGCUUCCACGGCAAGAGCUUCCAUCGCAUCCAGCAGAUGCUUCCAGACAAGCUGAUCUCCAGUUUGGUAAAGUACUACUACAGCUGGAAGAAGACCAGGACCAGGACCUCAGUCAUGGACCGACAGGCCAGGAGGCUGGUCAGCAAGAGAGAGAAAGAUGACAGUAAUGAUGAGCUGGAGGAAGGAGACCCUGGCAGUGACAGUGACUUUGAGAUUGACAACAAGAAAGAGGCAGUGAAACAGAACCCCAGCAGCACCAGCUCUGACAAGGCCACGCCCAGUCGCUCUGGGCCGAUAAAGAAGGAAAGCAUCGGGGCUCAGUACCGCCACCACCCGCUCAGAGCCCGCCGCAGGCCACCCAAAGGCAUGCACCUGGACCAGGGAGACAUCAUGUCCCUGUCAGCCUCUCACGAUGCUGGGGUGCUAACUGUACGACAGCUGGACACACAGUUGGUGUCACUCAAGAGACAAGUUCAGUCUAUUAAACAGAACAACAGUAGUGUGAAACAGAGUCUAAAUGAAGGUGUUGAUGGGUUCAAACCUGCAGAGCCUGCCCCUAAGAUGAACUCUCGUUGGACCACAGAGGAGCAGCUCCUGGCUGUGCAGGCUAUCCGUCGUUACGGUAAAGACUUUGCAGCCAUUGCAGAGGUGAUAGGGACGAAGACACCAGCUCAGGUGAGUUCGUUCUUCGUGAGCUAUCGACGCAGGUUCAACCUGGACGAGGUGCUGAGGGAGUGGGCGGCCGAGCAGGUGGCCACCAGCCGAGACCAGAGAGACCCCAGGAGGAGCGGCGAGGAGAUUGCAGCAGCUACAGAUGGAGGCGCAGAGGAGGACGAGGUCAAAAUGGAGGACUCUCCCUCAGACGCUGCUGGCAGCUCCUCUCCCCCCUCUUCAACCCAGACCCCAUCUUCUCUCUCCCAGCCUCCUCCGCUGCUGCGCCCAGCGCCUCCCUCGGCUCCCCCCAGCCUCCUCCGUCAGCCUCCUCCUCUCCAGACACGCCCGCUCCAGAACCGCGCGCCACACAACCACCCGCCACCUCCGCUCAUCCGGCCCGCAGUGACUUCCUCCUCUUCCUCCACCGGGGGCUCCAGCCUCAGGGCUUCUCCUCCCAGCUCCUCCUCCACCACUGCGGCAGGGCAGAUGCCUCCGUCGCUGGUCGGGCUCAAAGUGGAGCAGUCCAACUCGCACUGAUGACACACACAUGUAUGAAAAUAGGGGUAGAAACACACACACACAAACACACACAAAUGAGCUUUCAGUCAAACACAAUGCUUUCUCUCUUCUCAGAGAAAAUUCCUGUAACUCUAUCGCUCCUAACCUUCGCUCCUGAGACCAUUACGCAUCACAUGACCACAUGAUCGAUUGAACACGCUCAGGUCCCUAUGGUGACGUCACAGCUCGUAAAAUGUGGCAGGAAGAGUGUGAGGGCCCCUCAACAAGUCCACUUUGUAAGGCAGUGAACCCCUUUACUGUACUGACAAACACCUACCUCCAGACCAUAGUUCUCUAGUGUCACACACACACACACACACACACACACACACACACACACACACACACACACACACACACACACACACACACACACACACACACACACACACACACACACACAACAUGCUGGGAACAAAAGGAAUACAAUCCCUGAACACAACAAAGAGACACUGGAUCAUCAAGCUGUUGAAGAAAGCCAUGACCACAGAGAGAAAACCCACCUGCUCGUCUCCAUGGCAACUGUUGAACAUCUGGAUUGCGGAGGAGUGUGGUUGAACACACUUACACACACACACAAAAUAUAUAUAUAUAUAUAUAUAUAUAUAUAUAUAUAUAUCUGUACUGUAGGUGCGACCGGGCGGGUAUCAAGUCAUCCAAACAGCCUUCAGGAAAAACAAAUGAUGAAUUAAACGAGGGAAAGAAAAGGUGAGAAUGGAGGGAGAGUUGCCCACAUCUGAGCCAAACCUGCUCCUCCUGAGAGGUCGUGUAGAUUAGAAAAUCGGAAUCGAAAAUUAGAAAAACAGGCGGAAACGUGAAGAAAUCCACCUUUUCAUUCGAUCUUUGCUUUAAAACUUGGCCCCUCAAAGAGGAGCGAGAAGGUACAAAGAAACCGAGCUUUGUAUUCAAAGCUGUGAGUUUCUUUCUUUGGCUUUUAAUAGUUGAAAUUGUUGGUUCAGAUUUGGGCAAAAAUGGAAAAAGAAGAGCAGGAGAUCACAGCUCUCUCUUCUCUCAUAGCCAUGUAUUACUAGUAUUUACUGGAGUGAUGUUUUUCUUUUUUUUGACUAGACUUAAAGGUGAGCCCUAGAUAGACAGUUAGUUACUGUAAGUAGUUUAGAUAGUGCAUACUUUAUUAUUAUUAUGGUGAUAAUUAUUGACUCAGCACUAAGGAGAAAGGGAGCCUUUUAACACGUGUGGUUGGACUGUGUCUCACAUUUCAACAGGACAUUUUGCCACAGUUUAUUUUCACUCGCCCAGUGCUAUGUCGCUUACUUCUGAGGAACAUUUCCAGUCGUCAACCCCAAACACUGGUCGACACAUUGGCUCCUGUGUGUGAUAUGAUGGGAUGACUCUCUGACCUCCUACAGAUUUGUGUACACUGAAAAAGAAAAAAAUGUUCUGCCAAAGUCUGUUAUUGCUUUAAAAGCACACUGUUUGUCCAUGUCUCCAGUUGGCUGUUUUACAGUGUUGGCUACUUGCUACAUGUUAGACACAAGAGUGCGACAUCACUUUCAUGUCCAGAGUUAACUAGAUGGCAAGACUCUGUACAGUCGUUAUGAAGCUACCACCAGCAGCCGGCUAACUUAGCUUAGCACAAUGGAAACAGCAGCUCCCCUGGUUCUAUCCAAAGGUAACAAAGUCUGCCUAACAACACCUCUAACGCUGCAGUCAACACAUUUCUUUUGUUUACUUUGUACAAAAACAAGUUUACUUUUUUUGUGGCUGGACUAUUUCUGCUUCUUUCCAUGAGUCCCUGGUUAGCUGGUUGCCAGGCAACUCGUCCCGACCAAGAAAUAGUCCAGCACCUGCUAAACCCUAAAACGAAUGGUUGUGGUUUUGACACUUUAAGGAUUAAACAUGAAAUACAACAUGUGAAUUUGUGGGUUUUAGAGGAGCUGGUGGGAGGAUUCAUUACCUCUGGACAGAGGCAGCCGGAGUGUUUCCAGUCUUUGUGCUGGUGGAAGCAUCACUUAACAUAAAGACAUGUCAGAGUGAAGUUCUCUAUCUGCUCUAUCUACUAUUCAUAUAGGUCAACGUUUCUGUAGGAGACACAAAAUGUCAGUGGUUGUUUGAGAUGAUUCAGUUCAGUAUUCUGUUCGUCAGCACAUGGUAGGAAUUUACAAAGACGUGAUGACAGCUCUGUGACGCCCUGUGAGUCGAGUCAAGGCAGCUUUCUCUGUGGUAGUCAAAAGUCCUGUCCUGUCCAGGCACAGAGCAAGGAGGCCUGAGAGGUCAAAGGGCAUCUGCAGGAAGUUUCUGCUGUAACAUUAACCCGUCGAUUAAUUUAGACGGUGAACUGUCAGGAAAUGCUGCGUUUUCCUUCCCAGCCCUGCCACAGUCAAGUUUCUGCCUCCUAAGGUUUGAUAUCAGGCAACUUCACGAACAAAUGUAGAUGACUGAACAACAUUUUCCAUGGUACUUUCAUUUUUCUUUUUUUUCUUUUUCUUUUUUUAGACAUAACCUGUUGGUGUCAUGCUGAAUCUAGCCUCCCCUCACAUUCCAGUUGUUUGUCUUUCACUGCCUUCUGAGUCAUGUAUGAACCUUUGUUUAAACUGUGUUUCACAUCACCUGCUUUUGUUAGAAGAGGCCUCCAGUGUCGACUUGAGCGCAGCACUGAGAGGGAAUGGAAGCAGCCUGUCGUCACUACAUUUGGCUUUAACGUGGCUUGCCUUUAGACUUUGCUUGGACUUGUUUUCUUUGUUUCAAAAACUGCUUGUGUGUACUGUAUGUGAGAAGUUGUUUACAUUGUGGAAACUGAACUGUUUGUGUUUGACGGAUGUUUUUUUUUUUUUAGAAUAAAGAAAUGACCAAA
Molecule: messenger RNA, 4788 nt
Organism: Seriola aureovittata
Lineage: Eukaryota; Metazoa; Chordata; Actinopteri; Carangiformes; Carangidae
Gene: rcor2
Product: REST corepressor 2
Exons: 14
Coding region: 327-1955 (542 amino acids)
Biological process (GO): regulation of transcription by RNA polymerase II; negative regulation of DNA-templated transcription
Cellular component (GO): histone deacetylase complex; transcription regulator complex
Molecular function (GO): transcription corepressor activity
Source: RefSeq, a predicted model, not a curated record